AUGUCUACUCCAGUUUCCCAGCAGGAUACGCAGUUUACAGACACACAGGGUAAACAUGGUGACAGUGGCAAGAACAUGCCGACCAACACAAACGUCACUCCUAAAGCAACACCACAUAUGGAACCUGACGCGCCGAUAUUUGAUGCGACUCCGCAAAUCAAGUCUACUGGCGGCGUCCAACAAGCGGCAGAAACAGACCUGCCCGACAGUGGUCCAUGCUUUGAUCAGACUCCAUCUGAACAUGUUUCUGUUGAAACCGAUCCAGCUACAAACACUCCACAGGUUGGCCAGGCUUCUCUUGAUUCGGAGAUGCAAACUGUGUUAGCUCUACGCGAAUAUUUGUGUGGUCUGCAAUCUGACACCAGCAGGACCAUAAUAGAUUAUGGUGAAUAUUCAGCGACAUAUUCUGAUAUAUAUGAAUCUUUUGCCGAUGGGAAACUUCCAUGA
Molecule: messenger RNA, 447 nt
Organism: Zea mays
Lineage: Eukaryota; Viridiplantae; Streptophyta; Magnoliopsida; Poales; Poaceae
Exons: 6
Coding region: 1-447 (148 amino acids)
Source: RefSeq, a predicted model, not a curated record